CAGGUGAAGGCCCUUAUGGUCUGACUGGUGGGGGGACACUGUUUCCCUUUGCACAGAAAACAUCCAGGGAACCCAGAAAACCCAGGUGGAUCAACUGAGGCUGAGAACACACCAUAUAUUUAAAACAUAUCCCCCACUACACCAAAGAAUCCUGGGAACCGUAACUUACUCUCACAAAACUACAAUUCCCAUCACCCCUAAACUACAGUUCCCACAGUUCUUGCUGGAGUGGGGGUGCUGCAAACGCGCUUUAAAUGUAUGGCAUAGACAACGACCUGAGUCACUCUAAGGGGGAGUGAGCGUUGAAUCAGAGGCUCUUCAGAGAGAUCCAACGCAGGUUUCCGAGUUCUGGUUCGACCUGUUUGCCAUACCACCCAACAAACAGAACCAGAGUUCGUUUUUCCCUUCGGGAUCCUGGAACUGUCGAGUUGGAACGGACACCCUAGAGGUCAUCUAGUCCAACUCCCCGUCAUGCGCCGGAUCUGGGCGCUAGGAAGGCAGGCGCUUCCAGCAGUUCCCUAGUCUCGGGGUGGGGGAGGGCGAGCAGCUGCAUGUAGCCCCCGCCCCCCCAAUUCCGACAGGCUCGGGUGGGGGCCCGGCCGCCCCGGUAUUGUUCGCCCUUCCCCGGGAUGCACUGCUUGCUCACACACACUUACCAGGGCUCCUCACUCGCGAGGAGACGGCAAUUCUUCAUUUACCGCGACUUCCCCCUCCCGCUCGAGCGAAGGAGGCCGCUUAGGCCCACCCGACCACCCGCUUCCAGUUCUUUCUCCUCAGGUGCCGCGUCCGACGUCGGGUCCCGCCUCCCCAAAGGCAAAAAAGCCUCGUCUGUUUCCUAUCGAGUGGGCGGCCCAGGGACUCCUCGGCAAAGUCCCCGCUUGCAGGCUUGCCUCCGAGUCCGAGCGAGGCCUUUCCUCUUUCCUCAACCCAGCUGGCCUCGUCCACCCACCUGCCAACGCACUGACUGACUGGGGAAACAAAAAAAUCGGGGGCUGACAGUUAAAGAGAGGCGUUUCCGUUGAAAGGAGCGCUCGCGCGCUCGCUUAGUCCAUUCUGCCCGCAGCCUUUCACGCACGCAUGCGCGGUGACGUCGGGACGCGGAAGUGGGCGAGGCCGUUUGGAAUUUUGGCGCGAGAGCGCAAACCGGGCGUUGAGGGGAUUCGCGCGCGCGCGCCGGGCAGGAAUACACACACCUGAGGGAAGGGAGGGGGUGGGAAAAGGGCUGCUUCAUCCGGGGACUCUCGGACGGACGGAACAAAGCGAUUCCCUCGCUCGCACGUACGCGAGAGCCCUUGCUCUCCGGGGCUCCGAGGAAAUUUAAAAUUAUAAAGAAGAAGGAGAAGAGAGGUAAGGCGCCGGUGCUUUUGCGUUUCCUCAGUGGCAGGAGCGGGUGUGGCGGUGAUGUCGCCGACUAGGAGCAGGGGAAAGGGGGGGCGCCCCCCGCACCUGAGGUGAAUUUCGGGGGAAGGCAGAGGCGGUGGCUGAGGGAACAGGGCCCUUCUCCGUGGAGGAGGGCGAGGCUGCCGGUGGUGGCUAUCUAUCACGGUUAGAAUGAUUAAACGUCGUAUUGAUUUCUAUCCCGCCUUUUCCCCUGACAGGGACUCGAGGCGGCUUACAGAGGGAAUAGGAAGCGGCCGAAACGUAGGUUGAGGUGGGGGGAGGGAGGGAACGACGAUUAAAAAGCAAGUAAAAACAUGGAUAGAGCCGUGUUUCUGAUAGGUCUGAGGGAAAGGAAGCUGAGGCAGGGGUCGAAAGGGGCUUAUUCUAGCCAGGGUCACACUUGCAAGAUGUUAUAGGGCCUGGCGGGGGGUGGGGAGGUUGUGCCCAAGGCUUCGUGGAAAGUGUGAGGUAUUUGAGGGCGUCCUGGGAGGCGGUCCCAAGCAUAAGGCGGGUCGGAGGCAGCAGGGUUUCUGAAUGCCAGUUGAUGGGAAUCACAAAAUGCUCUAAUCCUGCUCCUCGCGGGGUUUUCCCCACAGGCAUUGGGUGGCCACUGGGAAGAUAGGAUGUGCAUUAGAUGGGCCAUUGGCCUGAUCCAGCAUGGCUCUUCUUGUGUUUCUAUAAGGAGCAGGAGAACUUUAGAGGGCUGAGAGUGAUGGAGCUGGAGGGGCGAGGAUGUCUCUUCCACAGCUGACAUAACUCAAGCCCAGUUGUGGGGGACAGCUGGGCUCCUCUUUUAGUGGUGGUGUUGGUAAAAUCAGAACAAGGCAAAUUCCUGGGGGAAUUCUCUAGUUGUCAUUUUAAUCCUACUCUUUUCUCAAGGAGUUCAGAGUACAUAGCUCUUCUUCUUUCUCCUUUCCAUACUGUUUUAUUCUUGCCACAGCCCUGUAAGAGAGUUCAGGCUCAAAGACUGGCCUGAGAUCACCCAGUGAACUUUGUGUGGAUUUGAGCCUGGCUGCAGGGGCUCUUAAGUCAGAUGUGAUGUGGACGCCAUAUAGGCAUCUGGUAGCUAAAUGGAACCUCCAUUUUUAGAGGCAGUGUACCUGUGAGUACCAUGUGUUUCUAGAGAAAAACAGGAAACGGCCAUCACCCUCAUGACAAGGUUGUGACCUGGCUGCCUGGUGUUGGAAACAGAAUAUUUGUUCUCAUCUGUUUGGCCUCCUGUUGUGUUAUUACCAUCUCUGGUUGCACACACCCGGGACUGAGGUAAGGACAGCCCAAUUGUAUCAUCAUCAUCAUCAUCAGUCUACCUAAGGAAAGAGAAAAAAACCCACACAUGCUCUGCUAAAGGGUUAGAAAUAUAGCAAUAUUUUUAUGUAAUGCCCUAUUUAUUUUGAAGAUGCACAGGGCAGUCUUAAUUUUAAAAUCUUUGUGUUCAGUAUGGCUUCCUCAAAGGAAAUUGUGUAUAGGUUUGUAUCCAAAUGCUCUGCUGUUCACAUAGACAUUUAAGCAGCUUAUGAUAAUGUAAAUAUGAAUUCCUUGUUUGAAUCGAUACUUUGAAACUCUUCAUAUCUUCCUGUUAGUGCUCCACUUAGUGUUUUUUUCUUUGUGACUCUGCUGACUGCUUUGUUUGUUUUCCUUUGAGUGCCUCUAAAGAUUCUGAUCCCAGACUUGUCAGUUUCAUCUGACUGUCACAUGAUUUAUCAGGACUCACUAAGGCCAUUACAAACUCCAUCACAAUUACUGAUGGUUCCAGGACAGUUGGAGUAGAUGGAUGAAAGGCAUCUUAACCUAAAAUGCGUCCCAAAUGGCCAGAGCCUGGAGACAGCAGCCCACAGGGCAUUGAUCUUCUAAGAUGGAAUUCUAGGAACUGAUUGGGAGGCAUGAGUUAUUGAAGCCUCUGCCUGAUAGACAGAACCUUAAAAUGGGUGGUUGUUUUUGUUUUUGCAAAAGACAAAAAUAAACACGUCCCUUCCUGCUGUGAAUACAAGCUACGAAGGUACAUAAAGAUACAGCUCUGGGCUUGUGGUCCCAGAACUGGAAUGUAAAAAUGAAUAGUGGGAGUUAGAAUGCUUUUCAGGUUCCAGGGCUUCUGAACAUCAUUGUUGCAUACAGUGAAAUACUGUAUUAAAAUUGAAUGUAUCCUCCUGUUCUUGCAGUUUAUCCUUUGGGCUAUGCAUGUGGGGAGGCUUCUUUCCCCAUCACUUGAGACUCUACUAUCAGUCUCUUCAGGUCAGCAAACUGAAAAUAUUUACCUUUUUCUUGGUUAGUGAAUUUUAAAUGUGCCUUAGCAGCCCAACACAAAAGACUCGCUGACUGCAACUUUGAAUCAUUGAGGAAAUGAUAAUGUAAUUUCAAUAACUAUGCAUUCUGCUUUCAGACAUGCCACUACCUCUUGACUAUGGAGGGGCUGAGUCCCAGAUGAGUCACACUCCUCUUCCAGUGCCUGCCUUCUUCCGGGAAGCAGAAAGCAGUUUUUCAGCCAAGAGAGCUCGUAAGCCACUCAGCUAUACCCUCCCACCACGCCCACGCCACAAGAGCUCACUCACUGUGAGCAGGAUUUUCUCUGACCGCCGGCAGCAACCGUGGACCAAGCUCCAGCCACACAGUGUUUCCUUCCAUGGCGCACAGAGGAAACAGACACCCCUGCGUAGUCACCUGUAUGAUGCUUCCAAAAGAGAGCUGUUUUUCAGGCAGUGUUUCCAGCAGCUAAGCCGUCUUGGCAGAGGGUCUUUUGGUGAAGUGUACAAGGUAAGGCAGUAGCAGACAGGCUACUAAUCUCUUGGGACACAUCUACACUAGCCAUUUAAAAUACAUUUCUUCCCCAAAAUAUUCCCGUGAACUAUAGUUUAUUAAGCGUACUGUGAAAUGCGGCUCUGUGAGAUGAGUUCCAGUUCCCAGAAUUCUUUAUGGGAAGCCAUGCUCUUUAAAUAUAAGGUAUGGACACAGUCUGUGUGGAAGAAAUGAAUUCACGCAAGGCAUAAUUAAGAUUCCUCCCCCUCACAGUUUGUGGUGGUGACCACUGGUUAGAUGGCUUUGAAAAUGAAUUAGACAAAUACAUGGAAGAUCUGCCUAUGAGUGGAUUACAUUAAAAUGAGACUUCCAUGUUCAGAGGUGGUGACUGUGGCAGGGGGCUGUUGCCACCAUGCCCUGCUUGUGGGCUUCCAGGAGGAAUCUGGCAGGCCAUACUGUAGGAAGUGGGGUGCUGACUACAAUGCAUUGUCUUAAAUACACAGCCCCACACUGCGGGUGCCUCCAGAUUUUGGGAGAAGGAUUUAAGUGCAUGCUACAACAUUAGGUUUGUGCAGUUAAAGGGCUCUGUCCCCUUAGUGCAACAAAUCAACUUUAAAAAAGAAGCAUGCUUUUUGCAAUUUGGAAAGUGAUGGGAGAAUGCAUUGAAGAGUGCAGGAUGAACAAAUGACUAACAGAAUGAUUUAUAAACACCCCACAAGUAAAUCAGGAUGAAUGCAGAACGAAUGCUAAUUGUGCAGGCUUUGUUCUUAUUUCUUUGCUGGGUGAUUUUAUGACAAGGUGACAUGAAUAUAAUUUCUCAUCACAGAAUCUGGAUGUUCUUGGCAAGCUUACCACUCACAGUUCCUGAACACCCCUUGUGCUGGGAGUUCUUGCAUGGAAGGGCCAGGAUCCUCUUCAGUCUACAGGAUGUAAUAACUUGUUUCAUCUUCCCUACAGGUGCGCUGUAGGGAAGAUGGACAGCUAUAUGCUGUGAAGCGUUCUGUGGAGCCAUUCCGUGGUGAGAGUGAUAGGCAGCGCAAACUGGCUGAGGUGCGCAAGCACGAGCGCGUGGGGCACCAUCCCAACUGUGUGAGCUUCGUACAGGCCUGGGAAGAGCGUGGGCAGCUCUACAUACAGACGGAGUUGUGCCCAAACAACCUGUUGCAGUAUUGUGAGGAGUAUGGGCCACUGCCCGAAUGGCAAGUGCGAGCGUUCCUCUGGGACUUACUGCAGGGACUGCGUCACUUACACGACCGCAACCUUUUACACAUGGAUGUCAAGCCAGCUAACAUCUUCCUCUCGUCCAGCAAUGUCUGCAAGCUAGGUGAUUUUGGGCUUAUGCUGGAGUUGGACUCUAGGGAUCUGAAUGAUGCUCAAGAAGGCGAUCCCCGCUACAUGGCACCUGAGCUGCUCCGUGGGGAAUACACCAAGGCUGCUGACAUCUUCAGGUGUGGGAUGAGAUGGGAAGUAGGGAUGCUAAUAUUUCCAGUGCCUGAGAUAGCCAGCAGCUUCACAGUUGUGGCUUUUGCUCCCCUGCCUCAAAAUUUAACUUGUUGCGGGGUUCAAAUUAGCACUACAGAUAAGCAAUGUUGUGCUGCUCCUGUUACUUCAUCUGUGUGCUUCUGUCCUUCCAGCCUAGGCAUAACCAUCUUAGAGAUUGCUUGCAAUAUGGAGCUUCCUAAUGGAGGUGAAGGUUGGCAACAACUGAGACAGGGCUAUAUGCCCCCUGAGUUCACUGCAGGUGAGCAGAAACAAAGGGAACAUUUCUGCAUGCAGCACUUGCAUAUGCCAACUCAACCGCUAAUCCUCAUGGAAGGAGGCAAAGUGGCUGUCAAAACUAGGAGGGUCUGGGGAAAGAGCUGGUGGCAUGUGAAAUUCAAUAUAUUGCAGAAAGCAAAGUAAGCAGUGGAAUAUUCUUGCCCUUCCCAGAUCUCUCUGCUGAGCUGCGGACUCUCCUAGUUGCCAUGUUGGAACCCAACCAUCUGCUCCGGCCCUCGGUGGAGACGCUGCUUGGUUCCAGCCUCAUGCAGAAGACAGGGAGGUGGCGGAAGCUGAUGCUGCUGGCACAGUCUGGGAUCCAGCAAGGAGUUUCCAUGUGCAAGGUGAUCAAGGCCCUGGCCAGAGAUCCUCACAAUGCUAAUCUGCAGUGCUCCUUGAGCGCACUCUCCACAGCAUUACCAAAUCAUCUUCCUAGAACUAUGCCACUGCUUUGCGCCCCUUUUUUGUUGUUCUGGACAAAGGCAUCCUUAUCAGAAAACAGCCUAUCAGUUAUUUAUGGGUGAAUCACACUGAGCUAGUUCCAUGUGUUGCUCAGCCUAAAUGCCUUUGGGGCGGGGUUUGCCGGCCUAGUUGAGGGUGUGUCUUUGUUUUGUGAUGUUUUAUGUACCCAGUUGCAAGAGCAGCACUGACUGACAGCAAAGGGCUGGAGACCUUUUCUGGUGCCCUAGCCUCCAGUUUGCAGUAGGGAGAGUAUCUACAGUGGUGCCUCACAAGACGAAAUUAAUUCGUUCCGCGAGUUUUGUCGUCUUGCGAUUUUUUUCGUCUUGCGAAGCACGGUGUCGGGAAAGUUUUGGAAAAGCUUCAAAAAUCACCAAAGUCUUUAAAAACCUCAAAACAGGCUACCACACCACGUUCUAUGAGUUGCUCCUCGAAGUCAAGUCGCAACUGUAUUAACAGUGUUAAGAAAAAGGAAACAAACUUGCAAGAUGUUUCCAUCUUGUGAAGCAAGCCCAUAGGGAAAAUCGUCUUGCGAAGCAGCUCAAAAAACAAAAAACCCUUUCGUCUAGCGAGUUUUUUGUCUUGCGAGGCAUUCGUCUUGCGAGGUACCACUGUAUUGCCAGAUUUGGGAAGUGCCUCAUGCCAGCAUGCUGUGCCCCAUCAAUUGCUUUGUUACGGUGUUUCCAUGCGCUCUGGCACUCACCAUGGUAUUCCAUUGCGCCAGAAGCGGUUUAGUCAUGCUGGCCACAUGACCCUGAAAGCUGUCUGUGGACAAACGCCAGCUCCCUUGGCCUGAAAAGUGAGAGGAGCCGGCGUGAUGUAGUGGUUAAGAGCGGUUGACUCAUAAUCUGGUGAACCAGGUUUGCUUCCCCACUUCUCCACAUGCAGCUGCUGGGUGACCUUAGGCUAGUCACACUUCUCUGAAGUCUCUCAGCCUCACUCACCUCACAGAGUGUUUGUUGUGGGGGAUGAAGGGAAAGGAGAUUGUUAGCCAUUUUAAGACUCCUUAAGGGGAGUGAAAGGCGGGAUAUCAAGUCCAAACUCUUCUUCACCCCAUAGUCACCUUUGAAUGGACUUAACCGUCCAGGAGUCCUUUACCUUUAUCUUAAUGCCAGCAUGUUAUUACUCCAUCGAUUGCUUUCUAAAUGUGUGAAUUCUCCCCAUCUGUUUAUUUCAGAUCCUCUUCAGAUUCAUGCAGUGGCUCUGGGGGUCUGUGAGCAGCCCGGUUCACUGGCUACUGUUUUGGCAUCGGAAUAUUCCAGUCACCCCCCCAAAUUCGCCCCUUGUCCUUCCCCCAGAAGACAGCAGCCUCUCUAGUGGUUGGGGUGAGGAGGAAGAGGAUGCCGAAGAGAGCCUUGGUGAGGAUGUCUUUGAACUAACGGAGACAGUUGGGCGACAUAACCACACUUGCCCUGAGCUGCAGUCUUCUGACAAGUAAGUAGAAGAAGAAGAUAGGACCGCUCCUACUUUCAGACAGUAACAGGUUGGAAGUAGAGAGUACAUGUGCGCAAGGUGCCCCCCAUCAGAGAAAACAGUGUGGUAGACCAAUCCAGAUGUCUGAAGCAAGUGAUUUGUCUGUCUGUCUGGGAAGGCUAAUAGACAUCCACUCAAAUAUCCAGGAUUGCUAGCCAGUCUGACCUGGGCCAGGGAGGGCUCAAUGAGUUAGAUCUGUAAUGUGAAGCAAAUUCCAUUCACUAUUCUCUUGAGAAAAUGUUUGUUUUGGGGUUUUUUAAAUCUAAAUUUAGUUUGUUACACCGUGCCAAUCCCUCUGAUGUUCUGUAGCGCAAUCAUGUCCUCCCCAUCAGCCUUUUUUUUAAAGCUAAACUAAACAGGCCAAACUCUCAAUCUCCUUUCCUAAAAUAAUGAACAUCCCCGAAUCCUUCAGGUGCUUUUCUUUGCACCAGCUUCUGCAUAAAGCUCACCUUAUCAACGGCAGGUGGCCAAGAAUGACACUAUUUUUUCUAUUAAGCAUGGGAAGAAUGGUUCCUGUUAUGCAUGUAGAGAGAAAACAAGUCUCCAGCCUCUAAAAGGUAGGAGAGCAAGUGGCUGUCCAGCUUCCCUUCUGAAUGUGAGCUGCGGCAGGUCAUCUGUUCAAGCACAUGUGCGCUCUCUUUCACUACAGGAAGCUAGUCUGGAUUCCCCACUACCACCUCUGUCACACAUCUGAAUUCUGUUUGACUCCUACUAGCCUGAUGAUAUUAAAAUGAAUGCUUGAAAGCAUAGGUAACUUCAGAUUGCUGCUUCUCUUCCAGACAACCUGGUUCUCCUCUGCUGAGCAUCUGCCCUUGUGUAGGAAACACCUCCACGCCACGGCACCCCUCACCCCAGCAAACUGGUGGCAGGAAGACCAGGUGAGCUGAUGGUCAAGGGGUAGCUGUAGGGGAGGCAACAGCAGAGCUGCUUGAGGUUUUCCGACAACUCCUUGUGGUCCCUUGCAAUUCUUUGAUUCUGCAUGUAAGCGGAGGGUUCAGAGAAAUGUGCAGACUUGUUAAUGUCUUUUAGCUGUUAAUAACUUUUAGCUUCUCAAAAGAUAUCUUCCCCCUUUGGCACUGUAGAGGGCGCAAUGGUUUGAACCAUGCAUAUUUAUCGGAAUAUUUUGCUGCGAAGUUGUGAUCUAGAGUAUGUUGUCUUUCCCAGUGCUGAACUAUAUCUCAGAUAGGAGGUCCUGACGCAGCACCCAACACCUUAUUUUUAUCACCUGUCUUUUUCUGUUUGGUCACCCACAGGUCUUUGGUACUCCAAGGCAGCCCUAACCUCAGCCACAUCAGCCCAGAGUCCCCCAAUAGCAGACACGCCACACCAGGCUCUCUGAAUGCGAACAGCUUGCGUCGCACACUAGCUUUUGAAGAUGAGGAUGAAUGGGAGUCACUUGUUCCCCAGUGCUCAAAGCAGUGCUCUACUUUUGAGCCAAAAAACUUGCUGAGCUUGUUUGAAGACUCCAUGGCAUCUGAGCAGAAGUGCCAGAGCUGAGAGGAACUUCUUUUCUUUACUUACUGGCUUGCAUAGGCCCUUACUGGGUGAAGGGAGGAAACCCCUCCCAUUGAUAUUGCACACUUGGCCAGUAUGCUCAGUGGGGCUGGGCUGUGACAUAGAGCUAAGUUUAGCAAAAGGGAGGCAGGAUUUCUAGGGUUGCUUCCCUGUGCGUAACUUCUCUGCUUGAGCCCUCUGAUGAUGAUGCUUUUGAGAUGCAUAUUCUUGUAUUCCAAAAUUUAGACUGGUAUCUGCUGGCAGGCAGUAGAAAAUAGGGUGUAUUGUCAGAGGUCACUUGAGGGGAAAAUUGUUUUAUAUGGGGAAUGAGGGUGGAAUCUAUAUUUUCUUUUAAAGUUUUGUCUUCUAAUAUUUGUGUGCUAGGAAUGUGUUGCCAUUUGUGGGAACUGGCAUGGGGAAUGGGGAAUAUAAACUCCCUUUCAUACUAGGGUUUUGCAAAGGUGGCAGCUGUAAGACUUGACAAUAAAAGCAUUUUCAACUUUCCCUUGAAUUUUGUGUUUUUUUGUGACUUGAA
Messenger RNA from Podarcis lilfordi (Lilford's wall lizard), 9829 nucleotides. Lineage: Eukaryota; Metazoa; Chordata; Lepidosauria; Squamata; Lacertidae. The record is from the annotation of a GenBank genome assembly.